AGCAAGAGGCCACGCUCCUCGCAAUUCUCGCGCGCGCCACCGUCGUCUCCGGCGACCACCUCACCGCCGGCCAUGCCGUCGUCCUACGCUGCCGCGGCCUCUGGCUCCGCGUCUUCCUCUCGCAAGCCGAUUCCCCUCGCCGCGGCUGCCGCCCGUCGGCCAGCACCCUCAGCGGCAGCCGCGCCGUCGCCGUCAAACCCUAGCGCCGUCUCCGAUUCUGACCCGUCGUCGUGCUCCUCCUCCGGGGAGGAGACCGACCUCACCUCCUCCGAUCCGGCGGCCGCCUCCGUCAUCUCCGCUUACCUCUCCGUUGCCGGUAAUGGCGCCAACCUCUCCAAGGUCGGCAUCUUCCUCAGCUCCGCGGCGCGCCGCCGAUCGCCGCCGUGCCUGAUAUGCUUCGAUCCCAUCCGCCCCUCCGACCCCGUAUGGUCCUGCUCCGCCUCCUGCUUCGCCCUCCUCCACCUCCACUGCAUCCAGUCAUGGGCCCAUCAGUUAGCGUCGGCUGCGCCUUCUCCCACCUGGGGCUGCCCCAAAUGCCGCUUCCCCUAUCCCAAAUCCCAGACCCCCACCUCCUACCUCUGCUUCUGCUCCAAGACCGUAGACCCUGCUCCGGACCCCUGGAUCCUCCCCCACUCCUGCGGCGAUGUCUGUGGCCGACGUCUCAAUGCAAAUCUUGACUCUGGAUGUGAACACACCUGCCUCCUUCUCUGCCACCCUGGACCAUGCCCACCGUGCCCGGCUAUUGUUCCGAAUGCUAUGUGCUUCUGUGGAUCGCAUCGUGAGACGCGUCGAUGCUCACAUCAGCGUUAUUCCUGCACGGGGAAAUGUAAUAAACGCCUUGGUUGUGGAAUCCACCGGUGUCCUGUGGAUUGCCAUGAUGGGCCUUGCCCGCCGUGUGCGGUGCGAGGAAAGCACAAAUGUGAGUGUGGAGCAACAAUGGAGGAGAGGCUAUGCUCUGAAAGGGUGUUCCAGUGCAAGAGGGACUGUGGUGGGAUGUUGGAGUGCGGGAAGCAUAGUUGUGAGAGGGGUUGCCAUGCAGGAAAGUGUGGAGAAUGCCCUCUCCAAGGGCGGCGGACUUGCCCAUGUGGGAAGAAAGAUUAUCCAAGUUUGGACUGUGAUGCAGAAGCUGCCACAUGUGGAUCAACUUGCGAGAAGGUGCUUGGGUGCGGGCGACACAAAUGCCCUGAACGGUGUCAUCGUGGUUCGUGUGUUGAGACAUGCCGGCUUGUGAUCACAAAAUCGUGCCGUUGCGGGGGCCUGAAGAAGGAGGUGCCAUGCUACCAAGAACUGACAUGUGAAAGAAAGUGCCAGCGUUUGCGAAACUGUGGCCGCCAUGCUUGUAGACGGCGUUGCUGCGAGGGUGAUUGUGCACCCUGCCCAGAGGUUUGUGACAAGAGGCUUAGAUGUGGCAACCAUAAAUGCCUAUCUCCAUGCCACAGAGGUUCUUGUUCACCUUGUCCUUUGAUGAAGACCAUUUCAUGUAACUGUGGGCAAACAUUUUUUGAGGUUCCCUGUGGGACUGAGAAGAAUCAGAAACCACCCAAAUGCUCAAAAAAAUGCAAUGUAGCUCGCCUUUGCAGUCACAAACUUGAAUGUCAGCCCCACAAGUGCCACUAUGGAGCUUGCCCACCCUGCAAACUAAUCUGCGGAGAAGAACUUUCUUGUGGCCACAGAUGUAAACUGAGGUGUCAUGGCCCAAUUGCUCCUCCAAAUCCCGAGUUCACACUGAAACCAGUAAAAAGGAAAAAGGAAAAGCAUAUAGAGUCUACACCUGGAACACAAUGCCCACCUUGCCAAGAAGUUGUUUUGGUGCCAUGCUUUGGACAACAUCUUGGCCAAGAGCGCGCGAUACUUUGCUCCAAAAAGAGGCAGUUUCCUUGUCAGAAUUUAUGUGGUAAUCCUCUCAACUGUGGCAAUCAUUAUUGUACAAAGGGUUGCCAUGUGUUAGAGAAUCCAUUGAGUCAGCCUGAAGGAGAUCAAUCAGCCAUACUGACUGCAUUUGCUGAGGCUUGUGAAGAAUGUAACCUUCCUUGUCGAAGGGUCAGGGAGCCUCCAUGUUCUCAUCCUUGCCCUUUGCCAUGUCAUCUGGAUGAUUGUCCACCUUGCAAAGUCCUUGUCAAAAGACCAUGUCAUUGUGAUGCCAUGGUACAUGCUUUUGAGUGCAUGUAUUAUAACAACUUAAGUGCUAAGGAACAGCAGAAAGUAAGGUCCUGUGGUGGCCCAUGUCAUAGGAAAUUACCGAACUGUCCCCAUCUGUGCUCAGAAAUUUGUCACCCUGGUCAGUGUCCAUCAGUUGAUAGGUGCAUGAAAAAGGUCAAUGUCCGUUGUGCAUGCAACACCCUUAAAAAGGAGUGGGUAUGUCAAGAUAUUCUGAAGGAAUACCAUCGGUCUGGUCGUGACCCAAAACAAAUACCUAAAAAUCAAUAUGGAAUUGGCCUACUUGCCUGUGGUGAAGAUUGCAUGAAAAAGGUUAAAGCUGCAGAUGCUGAAUUGCAUCUCCGAAAAAAUCAGGAGAUCAAGAUCCCUGCUGUGGAAGUUGAAAACGUGCCCAAGCGCAGGAAGAGGCGUAACCGUGGCCAAGAAAGUGUUGAAAGCUCAAAAUUCCAGGAAACCAAAGCUUUUGCAUUGAAAUGUCUCUUGGUUGUUUUGCUAUCCAUAAUCGCCGUAGCUGGAUUGUACCUGUUGUGGAAAGGUGUUUACCGGCUUUCUGAUUGGAUGAAUGAACUGGAAGAGCAGAGGGCCAAGCAGAGGCAUUUGAAGCCUGCAAGGCUGUAAAUUAAAAGACUAGCGUUUUUUGUUUGUUGUGCAAUAUUCAUAAUUGAGACGUCCAUCACUUCACCGGCUGGAGUUGGUUUCGGGUACAUGAUUGUGAAUGAUGUAAUUAUUUUUUGUUGUUUCCCCAAAAAUGUAACACCUCAACAACUUUGUAGUUUGUUUGGAUCCUGUUCCUGUGUUCAAGUGAAUUUAUUCAAAUGACCAAAUUCUGUCAAUUCAGUGAUAUAUGAGCAUCCAUCAUAAAUUCACAAUG
Molecule: messenger RNA, 3028 nt
Organism: Oryza brachyantha (malo sina)
Lineage: Eukaryota; Viridiplantae; Streptophyta; Magnoliopsida; Poales; Poaceae
Product: NF-X1-type zinc finger protein NFXL2
Exons: 13
Coding region: 73-2775 (900 amino acids)
Biological process (GO): regulation of DNA-templated transcription
Cellular component (GO): nucleus
Molecular function (GO): DNA-binding transcription factor activity, RNA polymerase II-specific; zinc ion binding; RNA polymerase II transcription regulatory region sequence-specific DNA binding
Source: RefSeq, a predicted model, not a curated record